This is a messenger RNA of Anneissia japonica, 1528 nucleotides long. RefSeq lists its product as uncharacterized. The transcript has 3 exons. The coding region runs from base 137 to 802 and encodes 221 amino acids. Gene Ontology annotation, biological process: cellular response to ionizing radiation; recombinational repair; DNA damage checkpoint signaling. Lineage: Eukaryota; Metazoa; Echinodermata; Crinoidea; Comatulida; Comatulidae. The record is from RefSeq and is a predicted model, not a curated record. Gene Ontology annotation, cellular component: chromosome; nucleus.
UGGAUGUUAAGGUAAUGUCAUGUCAAUUUUCUUCAUACACAAAACACACACGGAGCAGAAAAUCUGAGAUAGCCUAGUACUAUACAAAUGUUUUAUUACUGUGAUAUUUCAAAUUUCCAAGUGAAGGUUCAGUAUCAUGGGCAGGAGAAAGAGAAACAAGAGCAGUAGCAAGCGAAAGCCAAAGCUGAUGUUUACUGACAGUCCCUGCAAAGAGCCAAUGAAAGUCUUGUGUAGUCCUGUGUACAAUGCUGAACACCCUGUUGAAGCUGAUAAAAUACUUGUACAUGAUAUCAACAACCUACCUUGGGUUUCUCCACAGUUUGAUCAAUUGCAUUUCACACAGAAGAAUAAAUCCAGAAGAAAAAAGAAAGUUGAAAACCAAGAUGAAUCAAAUGUAGUGGACAAGCCAUUGACUAUUCCAAAACGACUAGGCAGGCUUCAGUUUGAAAAUGAAGACCGCGUCCGUGUGAAUAAACAACUCGGAAAUAAUCAACAAAUUGGACUAGAACUGACGUUCAAAAAACGUCGCCGGAAAAAAAUGCUGAAAGGAGAUUUAUCAGAUGAUAGUGAUAUUGAAUUGAGUGAUCAGGAAAAUUUGUUGGACACAAAGGACAAAAGUAGUCAUAAUAUAGAGGAAUAUUUGGAUAUUACUGAUACAAAACUAAAUGACAAUCAUGAGACAGUUCUUGCCUUUGAUACACCUGUGCGAGAUUAUGGAGUACAUGUGCAUAUCAGGCGACGACGAGAUAUGUUGCCACCGUGUGCGAGACAGAAAUUAAUGGAUGCAAUUCAGUACAAAUAAAUAUUUCUAUUAACUUGGGUUACUAGUUCUAUUUUCAAACCCAGGGACUUUUUAGAGGAUAGUAUUAAAGUCGUCAUCUAUUUUUCAUCAUUUUCAUACGGGUACAAUACAUACACUAUAGGGGGAGGCGUGUCAAAAGUUUAUUUAUCCUUAUAUGAAAAUAAAAAAAUGAUGGUCUUUAAUUGGCAGCAAUCAUCAUUUUAUUACGUGCUGUUUUAGGCGGAGGGAGGGCAUUGUGAAAAAGAACGUUUUGUAUUCUUAGAUCAAGGGUGGCGCCAAGAUUUUCCCAACAAGUGGUUUGAUGCCCCUGACGAGAGCGAAGUGGUUGUAGUCGGGUGCAGCUAAAAAUCUUUUGGAAAUGGUCCAAGGGGCAAAGCCCCCUGAAAACUAUGUGAAUUUAAGGGUUUCGAAGGCUUAUUUAAUUGAUUUUAGAGUCUAAUACUGUAUAUAAAACAUAAAUGUAAUCGUUUUUCUCUCAAAGGGGGCCCUGUCCCCUGCCCUCAGCUGGUGUCGCCCCUGCAUCAGAUUUAGAUAUAAUCUAUUCUAAGGCAAUGAUGGAAAAAUAGAUGACUAACUGACUGCCUACAGCUGAUGAAACUAACUGUAUUGUCUUAAAACAAUCAUCUUGAUUUUAUGUAUGUUUACUGGAAAAUGAAACACAAGAAAUACAAUAAAAACUAUUGAUAAUAAAAUUUAUACAGCAAUAAAUACAAUUUAGUAAAUGAA